Pochonia chlamydosporia 170 is the source of this 1269-nucleotide messenger RNA. Its product is annotated as hydrolase. The record is from RefSeq and is a predicted model, not a curated record. Gene Ontology annotation, biological process: medium-chain fatty acid biosynthetic process; medium-chain fatty acid catabolic process. The transcript has 7 exons. The coding region runs from base 1 to 1269 and encodes 422 amino acids. Lineage: Eukaryota; Fungi; Ascomycota; Sordariomycetes; Hypocreales; Clavicipitaceae. Gene Ontology annotation, molecular function: monoacylglycerol lipase activity; acetylesterase activity.
AUGGAGUGGUUCGGCCAUGCCAAGGUUGAGUUCGCUCACGCUCCUUCGCCACGGCCUGUAAGGGAGAAGGAUGGCAAAGAGACAGACUUGCUUAAGAUUGUUGAAGAAGCUACACCGCCAUGCCACUUGAAUCCUUUCUUGUUUAAUGGUCACUUGCAGACAAUGUGGACAGCUACGAAACCCAGUGGCCCGCCGGUAUACUACCGCCGCAAGGUAUUCGACGCUGACCACAAGACGUACAAGGGAACGUUUGCUGUCGACUUUGCUGUGCAGCCUUUUGAGGGAUCCGACGAGACAUUACCAAGAAGGACUACAUACUUCAGUGACGACGAAUUUGCCAACAUUGGAUCGGAUGAUUCCAAGCCCAUGCUAGUCGUUUUGCACGGGCUGUCUGGCGGCUCUCAUGAGAUCUAUCUGAGGCAUACGAUUGCGCCAUUGCUUGGUGACGGCGGCUGGGAAGUAUGUGUUGUUAAUUCGAGGGGUUGUGCAGGAAGCAAGAUUACCAGUGGCGUUCUUUACAAUGCUCGAGCUACCUGGGAUUGCCGACAAACGGUAAAAUGGUUGAAAAAGGCGUUUCCGAACCGACCUCUAUUUGGUCUUGGUUUCUCUUUGGGCGCUAACAUGCUUACCAAUUACUGUGGCGAGGAAGGAGAAAGCUGUCUUCUCAAGGGAGCCGUGGUUUGCUCUAAUCCAUUUAACUUGGAAAUAUCGAGCAAAAUGCUCCAAAACCGAUUUAUUGGCAAAGAGGUAUAUCUUAGAGUCAUGGGUUUCGCUAUGAAAGGCUUGAUCAGCACGCACAAGGAUGCUCUGGAGAAAUACACAGACCUCGAUUUGCCAACCAUUGAAAAGGUCACUUAUUUGCACGAUUUCGACCGCGAGGUUCAAUGCCCGACUUGGGGAUAUCCCACUGAAGAUGCUUACUAUCGUGACGCCUCUUCCUCAGAUGCCGUAUUGAACAUUAGGAUACCUUUCGUAGCUAUUCAAGCCACCGAUGAUCCUAUUGCUGUAAAGGAAGCGCUUCCAUAUGCAGAGUUCAAACAGAAUCCCAACACCGUCAUGAUUACCACCUCCAUGGGCGGGCACUUGUGCUGGUUCGAGCUAGGUGGUGGCCGAUGGCAUCCCAAGCCAGUUUGCAACUUUUUGAAUCAUCUUGCAUUCAAAGUCGAUUUAGACAGUAUUACGCCAUCCAGGGCACCCACCCCAGAAAAUCCAAAACACGGCGCAGACUACAACCCAAUGCGUCGAAAGCUUCAGAUAUUAGAGGACUAG